Messenger RNA from Anopheles bellator, 504 nucleotides. RefSeq names its product transmembrane protein 234 homolog. Lineage: Eukaryota; Metazoa; Arthropoda; Insecta; Diptera; Culicidae. Bases 1 to 429 code for a protein of 142 amino acids. The record is from RefSeq and is a predicted model, not a curated record. The transcript is spliced from 3 exons.
AUGAAUUCGCCAGAAAAAGUAACCGAAAUCAGGCCGGUAGUAGAUAUGCUCUCGAUAUUAAGCAUACUGCUGGUCGCUGUGAUGUGGGGCGCUACCAAUCCGUUCAUUAAACGAGGCAGCAACGGGUACAACGAACUGAAAGCGAAAUCGAGGAUAGGUCAAGUUUGGUUGGAAAUACGAUUCCUUAUCACACGCUGGCAGUACAUUUUGCCGCUGAUUGUGAACCAACUUGGCAGUGUUGUGUACGUGCUCACCCUUCAGCGGACAGAGCUAUCGCUCACCGUGCCGAUGGCGAACUCGUUAACGUUCGUGAUUACCGCCAUCACGGCAAGGCUUCUUGGGGAACGGCAGUCCGGCUGGAAAGUCUACGCGGGCAUGACGCUUGUGAUUCUGGGAACCAUCAUCUGCAGCCUAGAUAAGAUACUGUGAUACGUAGCUUGUAGUAGGAAUUUAAAAGGAAAACAAAAAUUUAACAUUAACAAACUGGAUUUUCCAGCCACAAUU